AGUUGACGACCGAACCAGGGGAAGUCUUCUCCUACCCACAAGAACGCUUAUUCGCAUCGCCACCUUCCUUCCUCCCUCCCUCCCUCCCUCCCUCGCCAUCUCCGACCCGACUUGCGGCCAAUGGCGGACCAGCUCACCGACGACCAGAUCGCCGAGUUCAAGGAGGCUUUCAGCCUCUUCGACAAGGAUGGGGACGGUUGCAUUACGACCAAGGAGCUGGGAACUGUCAUGCGUUCCCUGGGGCAGAAUCCCACUGAGGCAGAGCUUCAAGACAUGAUCAAUGAGGUGGAUGCCGACGGCAAUGGAACAAUUGAUUUCCCCGAAUUCCUCAACCUUAUGGCCCGCAAGAUGAAGGACACUGAUUCUGAGGAAGAGCUCAAGGAGGCAUUCCGUGUGUUUGACAAGGAUCAAAAUGGUUUUAUCUCUGCUGCUGAACUGCGCCAUGUCAUGACCAACCUUGGUGAGAAGUUGACUGAUGAGGAGGUUGACGAGAUGGUCCGUGAGGCUGAUGUUGAUGGUGACGGCCAGAUCAACUAUGACGAAUUUGUUAAAGUCAUGAUGGCCAAGUAAGUUGCAUUACCAUCUGAGGGAAGCUUCGGUUAUCAGACCAAAAUAUUACCUACCCAGGUGCCAUUUUGUGGGAUGGCUAUUGUAUUGAACCGAAAACAAUAUAACACUGUGUGGUGUCAUAUGUUGUAGGCAAUGAUUGUUUGCCUUGAAGAUUUUAUAGAUCCUGCCCUGGUCUUUCUGAAUUUGUCUGUUCCGUUAUUUAUGUUUGGUUCGCUUCAACUUUUCAAGAGUGUAGCCACAAUGUGUUAAUGAAUAACUAUAUUUCACCGUUCCAUGAUUUCA
Molecule: messenger RNA, 852 nt
Organism: Hordeum vulgare subsp. vulgare (domesticated barley)
Lineage: Eukaryota; Viridiplantae; Streptophyta; Magnoliopsida; Poales; Poaceae
Product: calmodulin-3
Exons: 2
Coding region: 121-570 (149 amino acids)
Molecular function (GO): enzyme regulator activity; calcium ion binding
Source: RefSeq, a predicted model, not a curated record